This is a messenger RNA of Sphaerulina musiva SO2202, 5185 nucleotides long. RefSeq names its product NRPS-like enzyme. Gene Ontology annotation, molecular function: phosphopantetheine binding. The coding region runs from base 83 to 3943 and encodes 1286 amino acids. The record is from RefSeq and is a predicted model, not a curated record. The transcript has 3 exons. Lineage: Eukaryota; Fungi; Ascomycota; Dothideomycetes; Mycosphaerellales; Mycosphaerellaceae.
CCAGUCUGUAUCGGUACCUUACUAGAAGAAGAAGUAGUAUCUUGAUUGUGACGUUUCUUGUGCGGCUCGUCGCGCACCUUGCAUGGCGGAUGCAGCCACACUAAAAAUGACAGUCAUCGACACGACCAAGGACCUGUCUGCCCUCUUCGACAAGCAAGUCCAGAUAUCUCCCCACGCUGUUGCUCUCGAGGAUGAAAAGGCAACAUACACGUAUUCGGAACUUGCAACAAAGGUCAACGACCUUGCCAGAAGACUACGCCUCCAUGGAGUGAAACGAGAUAGCCUCGUGGGUGUGCUACUACCAAGAAGUGCUGACUACGUGAUCGCCUGUCUUGCUGCUCUCAAAGCUGGAGGGGCAUAUCUUGUGCUGGAACUCGCUUAUCCCCCAGACCUUCUCGCGGAUGUCAUUGAAGACGCUGCUCCCACCGUGGUCAUCCUGAACGAAUCCGAGACCGGCAAGAUCAAGCCCGAGAUCCCUCUUAUCGUGCUUGAUGAAGAGCGAGAAGGUUUGACGAAUGGUCACGUCGAGCAGGACGACAAUGUCUCAGACCCCAGCGACCUGGAGAAAUUGGCAUUCGUUGCAUAUUCAUCUGGAACUACUGGAAAGCCAAAGGGCAUCGCGAAUCCGCAUCGUGCUUCUGUGCUAUCCUACAAUCUUCGAUUUGGCAUAUCAGACGUCCAGCCCGGCGAACGUGUGGCUUGUAAUGUGUUCUUCGUAUGGGAAAUCUUCAGACCAUUGCUACGCGGUGCUACAGUCGUGACAGUGCCGGACGAAGUCAGCUAUGACCCGCAAGCACUAGUGCAGCUGUUAGUGGCCAAGAAGAUCACCGAAACGCUGAUGACACCAACCCUUUUGGCUGCUGUUCUUGCCCGAUUUCCUGAUAUCGGCUCCAGGCUGUCAGGUUUACGUUCGUUGUGGCUCAAUGGAGAGGUUGUGACGACAGAUCUAGCUCGUAGAGCCCUGAAAGCGAUGCCCAAAGUGCGAUUGCUCAACUGUUAUAGUGCUUGCGAAACACACGAGAUCGCUUGUGGUGACAUUGGAGAAAUGAUCAACGAUGACAUGUUGAACUGUCCGGUCGGCAAACCAAUGGAGCCCGACUUCAUUCACUUGUUGGACGAGGACGGCAAGGAGGUCGAACCUGGGAAGAGCGGUGAGCUCUAUGUUGGCGGAUCUCUGCUCGCUCGAGGCUAUCUGAACCGCCCUGAGAGUACUGCUGCAGCAUUCCUACCAGACCCAUACAACAGCAGCAACCCUGAUGCACGCAUGUAUAGGACCGGAGAUCUCGCAAUCCUGCACACGAACGGGCUUCUGGAGAUCACCGGACGUACUGGAACUAUGAUCAAGCUUCGAGGCUACUCCGUUGUGCCGGCCAAAGUUGAGGACACUAUUACCAAGUAUUUGGGUGUGAGGCAAUGCGUAGUCACUGCAUAUGGAGAGGGUUUGGAGCGACAACUCGUGGCAUAUUUCGUUAAGGACGAGGAGGCCACGAGUGAGCGCGCGUUUGUGGAAGUUGAUGAGAGUAACCACAGCUCUGCUGCACGAAAGAUCGUUGCACCUUAUCUCGCGCAAUAUAUGAUUCCUACACUAUGGGUUGCGCUCAACGAGCUGCCCACACACAGUGUAUCGGGCAAGAUCGACUUGAAGAGCUUACCAUCUCCGAUUCCUGCCAAGGCAGCCAAUGGCGAAAAGCCUGCCAAAGACCCAAUCAGUAUCGAAGAUGUAGCAGAAAUCUGGGCGGCAACCUUGGGCGUCUCUCAAAAAUCGCUCAAGCCAGAAGACAGCUUUUUCGACCUUGGUGGCCACUCUCUAUCACUCGCCGCCCUGGCUGCGAAACUAUCCCGACGAUUUGGGUUCCGUAUGCCAGUAGGACGAUUAGCCGAUCCGCCUACGCUCGAAAGUCACUUGCUCACGGUUCGCGAAGUACGAGAUGGCACAAUCGCUGCAGUACAAUCAGACUUACCUGCUGCAUUACGAAAAGACUCUUACCUGGAUCGCGACAUUGAGCCCAACAAUGCCAAGAUAUGCUCUCUCAAGGAUGCGAAGACUGUAUUGCUCACCGGAUCGACUGGGUUUUUGGGCGCAUUCCUGCUCAACGAACUUCUAGAGAGCACAUCGGCCAAGAUUAUCUGUUUGGUGCGAUCGCCAGACGCGCUGGAAGAAGACAAGCCAAGCUGUACUGCCAGACUACGCAAGAAUCUCAUCGAUCUGGGGCUAUGGAGCGACUCCAUCAUGGAGCGUGUGGAGGUGUUGCCUGGUGAUUUGCCCCGGAAGCGACUCGGUCUCUCGCCAGAAAAGUUUAAUGACCUUGGAGAGAGAGUGCAGGUCAUCGUUCACGCUGCUGCUCAGGUCAAUCUGGUGUACCCAUACGCCGCGCUACGGGGCAGCAAUGUGGAUGGCACGAAAGAGAUUCUCCGCCUAGCGUGUCUGGGAGGCGCCACAGUGCAGUAUGUAUCGACCAACGGAGUCUUGCCACCGUCUGAGUCGGGGCACGGCUGGCCUGAAGAUGCCAUGUUGUACGUCGACGCUGUUCCUGAGAAAAUCCCCGAUGGCUAUGGUCAAACGAAGUGGGCUGCUGAACAGCUCGUACUCGAGGCAGGGCGUCGUGGUCUUCCUGUGAGGAUCUUGCGCGCUGGAACCAUCUCUGGGCAUAGCAUGACUGGUGCAGCCAAUGCAUGGGAUCUCCUCACUGCAUUGUUCGUCGAGUCCAUUCACCUCGGGUUCUAUCCGAAUGUUCAAGGCUGGCGGGCAGAAAUGACACCAGUCGACUUCGUCAGCAAAGCCAUUGUCCACCUCGGGAACCAGACACACGCGAAACAGCUGGUCUUCCAUCUCGGUGACCCCGAUCCCAUCGAGACCAAGACCGUGUUCGAGCACUUCGCCGAGCUGGGCUAUCCCACUGAGCCAAUGGACUUUGACGAGUGGGUGAACUUGUGGACCGAGAAGAGAGGAUCUGCCAAGGGUGGCGAUGGAGCCUUCACUGUCGACAUCAUGCGGAGCGGAAUGCCGAGUGUUGGCUUCCUGCGCGACAUUGUCGUACUCAACAAUGCUCAAACGAGACCCUAUCGUGCUAUUGUGGAGCGGCCCAAGGUGGACAGCGUGCUCCUCGAGACGUAUGCUCGACAUUGGUUUGCACGAGGUUGGAUGAACCAAGCACCUCUCCGGAACAGCGCUCCUGGCGGAUCAGCCCUCUCCGUUCGCAAGAGCAUCCUGACGGGGCGAGUGGCAGUCAUCACAGGCGCUUCAUCCGGUAUUGGUGCUGCUGUAGCAUCCGCUCUCGCAGUCGAAGGAUGCCAUCUCGUCCUCGCCGCACGACGUACAGCAGCCCUCGAGAACCUCAAGCGCCGCCUAGUCGUCCGAGAAGGCAAAGUCAUCAUCAAGCAAACCGAUGUCACCGACAAAGCACAAGUAGACGACCUCUUCAAAACGGCCGAAAAAGAACUCGGACCCGUCGACAUUCUCGUCUCCUGCGCCGGCGUCAUGUACUUCACCAUGAUGGCCAACGUCCAAAUGCAAGAAUGGAACACCACCGUCGACGUCAACUGCAAAGGUCUCCUCCACUGCCUCUCCGCCUCCGUCCCCAGCAUGCUCGAUCGCGGCACAGGUCACAUCGUCGCCAUUUCCUCCGACGCCGGCCGCAAAGUCUUUCCCGGCUUGGGCGUGUAUUCUGCCAGCAAAUUUUUCGUCGAAGCCACUCUGCAAUCUCUCCGUUUGGAAACUGCGGGCAAAGGCUUACGAGUCACGUCUGUCCAACCGGGAAAUACUCAAACGGAUUUAUUGGGCAUGUCGACGGAUGCGGAAGCGAUUCAAAAAUUUGGGCAGCCGAGUGGGGCGAAGAUUUUGGAUCCGGUUGAUGUGGCGAAUGCCAUUGUGUUUGGGUUGAAGCAGCCGGAUUAUGUUGCUGUGAAUGAGAUUUUGAUUGAGCCGAGGGAUGAGCCGAUUUAGAGAAGAGAUGUGAGAAGAGAGAGAAGAAGAGAAGAGAGAGAUGGGAAAAAAUUGCAUUGCGGAGGUGUCUGGUGAGUAUACCUUUUGGUAUUCAUUAAUAUUUGGCAAAGAAUUCGACGAGGUCAUAUGUAUAUGAGUCAGAGAUCAUUCUCUCUCAUCUCACUAUUAACAAUAUGAUCGCCAUAUCGCAAUACCUCGUGAUCUGACUAGGUCCAGUCACUCACACCCCGCAAUCUAGGUAUCAGCCACUCACUCACUUCCUCUUCUUCACUCAAAACCCGCAAAACCCUUCCUAACCCCUCUGAAUCCAGCCAGCGCAGCACAGCACAGCCAUUAUUUCUCCAAAACAUGCAUACUGCUGCGCAUUGCUACUCUCUCCGCCCAGACUCGGCCAAUGGCUAGGCUAGGCUAGGCUAUCAUCCCUCACUCGCCAUUCCGCUCGCAAACAAUCCCUUGAGAUGGUUUUGAAAUCAACAUCUUAAACCUUCAUAUCCGCCAGGGAAGUCGAGUCCGCCUCGUUGAGAUGUGGUUGAUUUUGAACAUCUCAACCUUCAUAUCCGCCAGGGGAGUCGAGUCCGCUUCAUUGCGCGUGCGAAAUGGAUCCAGUUGGUUGGGGGGUUGUGUGUAUAGUAGAGUCUUCGUUGUGGGCAGGGAAAGAUUCUGCUACUGCGAUUCCCGCAUGCGAGGGUGGAGAAUGUUUUUCUCGGGUCGCGGAUUUUUUUGAUCCAUUUAUAGCCGUUCCAGUAAUGUUGGUGUUGGUGUUGCUGUUGCCGUUGCUGCUCCACCACCCCAACUGCAUCUACCGCUUCUGCAGCAUCUGAUAAUAAAAGUCACGUCCCACCAACCUCCUUGCCUUUAAAAAAGACAUCUCUCUGCCACUUCGCCUCCUCAAUACUCUCCAAAAUAUCCGCUUUAGCCUCAUGCAAACCCUUUUUCAUGGGACUCGUCUUCAAAACUUCCACAUCCGCAAAUCUUCUCGCAGCUUCUUUAAUCGCACUCACAUCAUAAAUUCGAUGAUGUAACCACUUGACCACUUGUCUCCAAGGCUCCUGGCUCAGAAACAUUUUAUCCGCAUGGACCGUAUUUCCUGCUAAUAACGCUCGUUUGCGCUCCGGACAGAAUUUUUGAAUGUAUGCGAGGAGUUCGGAGGCUGCUGUGGCUGCUGUUGUGCUGGAGGUGAGGCAUUGUUGUGUGAGACCUGAGGAGCCGUGGUGGGAGGUACACCAUUCUCCCAUGGCGGAG